AUGGAGAAUGCUUUGAAACUAUUAGACACCGUUGGAUUGAAUCCAUUAAAAAACGAUAAAACAUCAAAAUUCAAAUAUUUUAUUUGUUUCAGUUGCAUUAUCUGGAUUAUUAUUUCGGCCGUAUUAGAGAUUGUUUCAAAUAUCGGUGUUUUUGAGAUUCUUUUGAGAGAUAAAAAUGCAUCACAAGCAAUCAUUCCUCCACUUCAGACGUUGCUUAAAAUGUCUUCUUUCUUAUUCCUCAAAAAAGAAAUAGUUGACUUGCUUGAAAAAACCAAGUGUUUUUGGAAACUGGAUCAAUGUGACGAUGAAACAACUAAGCAAAAGUUAACUCAAAUCCACAAAUAUGUCACAAUAUUUUUCUACGUUUACACCGUUUUGAUGACUGUAGUUUGUCUACAAUUGGGAAGUUUAACACUCAUAGUCAAACCAGGGAAACCAAUAUUUUUGUGUUAUGGUGGAUCAGAUGGACUCGAAUCGCCUCAGUAUGAAAUAUAUGCUAUUGUGGACAUUUUUGGAACUUUGCUCAUUGGAAUAAUUGUAUCGGCUUAUGAUGGCAUGUGUUUUUACUUUACUUUGUAUAUUUACACAGAAUUUAAAUUACUCAAAAUUGCUUUUAAAAGAAAAAACGGCCAAACGGUUUUUUCAUACGAUCAACAGUUUAUUCAAGCUGCGAAACAUCACGAUUUUCUCUUAAACUUUAUCAAUCAACUCAAUGACGUUAUUUCACCGAUAUGCCUGUAUCAAUUUUUUUCAAGUCUUCUAGGAAUUUGUCUUUGCUUAUUUUUACUUACAGCAGAAGGAAUGCCACCGAAACCUGAUACGUUUUUAACAUAUUUCAUCGGACUUAUGGGAUUUGUCGCUCAGACAUAUGCUUUUUGUCAUAUUGGAAAUUUGAUUUCUGAAUUGUCAAUGGAUAUUUCAAAUGACAUUUUUUACGUCGAUUGGCUUGACGAUGAAGUUUAUAGAAAUAAAACCGCAAGACUUAUUAUUAUGAAUCGGGCACAAAAACCGGCGAAAUUGACCAUUGGAAAGUUUGCUGACAUGAAUCUAAGAACUUUUAUUCUGAUUUUAAGAAAUGCUUAUUCAUUUCUUGCAUUCAUGAACAACAUGUUAGAUUAA
Molecule: messenger RNA, 1119 nt
Organism: Tribolium madens (black flour beetle)
Lineage: Eukaryota; Metazoa; Arthropoda; Insecta; Coleoptera; Tenebrionidae
Product: odorant receptor Or2-like
Exons: 4
Coding region: 1-1119 (372 amino acids)
Biological process (GO): sensory perception of smell; detection of chemical stimulus involved in sensory perception of smell
Cellular component (GO): plasma membrane
Molecular function (GO): odorant binding; olfactory receptor activity
Source: RefSeq, a predicted model, not a curated record